UGAUUUCCUUUUGCUCACAGGUAAGAAGAACUCCAUAUUGUUGCGCAAGACGUCUCAGGGAGGGUCAGUAGCAGGCAGCAGUCUGGGUCGGGGAGGAGGCAGCCGUGGCGGAGGGGCAGGAGCUGCCGGUCUGGGUUCCUGUGACAGUGUUCUGGUCCAGCAGAUCGUGAAGCAUGACAGCAUGCCCACCAUGCAGGACAUCACUGUGGGCCCCCGAGGCAGCACUGGAGGGACGGUCUCCCCAAGACCUCACCCUCUGAUCUGGGCACCGCUGGUCCAUGCUCCCCUGCAGACGGCCGCCGCCACCACCAAUGUGGCCAUAGCAUUAAUGCAUCAGCAGCAGCAGCAGCAGCAGCUCCAACAGCAGCUCCAACAGCAGCACGCCCUCGGAGCCGCCAUCUUCCUUCCCUCUGCACUGCCCAUCUCACCGUCACCCUCCUCUUGCCCGCUCUCACCUCCCCGCCCGCCUAUUCUACACCCUCGCCAGUCUCUCAGCUCUCUGAUCAGUGUGAUGGGUGGACUGCCUCCGCGGGGAUUCCCAUCCACUAUAAAUCCUACACCCUCACCCUCCACCUUAGGACCAACCACUGUGGGGAUGGCUCCUCCUCCGACAGGAGGAGUUGCUAAAGCUCCUCCCACACCUGCAUCAUCAGUCCCUGCCCCCUUGCAAGCUGGCAGAACUCUUCAUUACAGUCUGCGCCUCCACACGGAGCCCACCACAUCACCUGUGCAUAAAGUAGCUCCGCCCCCUUCAGCGGUCGUGGCUCUGUCCACUGAAGGACGCAACAUCAGCUCUACUCCGCAGGGGGCCAAAGAAGCUUUACUGCGCCAUGUUGGCGGCGGCAGCACUCAGGGCCUGCCCAUGAUUGGCAGACUCACCCAGGAGGCACGCCUGCUCUCCGCAUCACAGCCGACGCUUCCGCACCGGGGCUGGACAGGAGUCCAGCCUCACCCACCCCUCCACCGGAAAGCAUCCGGAGGAAACCUGCUGCCGGCACCCUUCCUUCUGUCCGCAAGUCUUGCUAGAGGAGGAAGCGCAGGGGUUUUGAGUUCAAAUGCACUACAGCCGGUUGCUCCACAAAUGGCAGCACACCCUGCCCUGCUGCUGCCCACUCAGCUGGCACAUGCAGCUCCUCUAGCAUCAGCUCUGCCACCUCUCGCACCUUCAUCCUCAUCCCCCAAGCAAACCCCUCUGUGCUCCACCAACCCUCCUUUACCCCUCACUGCCACUGUUCUAGGAGUUCCUCAAACCCAGCGGGCCAAACCGUGCACCGCAAUACCCACUCCUCCCUCCACAUCUCCUCCGCCUUGCCUACGCCCUCCUUCUCCCUCUCCAUCCAUCUCCACCUCUCCAACUUCUUCAUCUGGCAACUCUUUGGCUCAGAACUCCCGUGCCAAGCCCUCUCAGACACCUCCACCACCCUCCCCAUUAUCUUGCACCACCAAUUCAACACCCACUGUCACUCCCUCUCACACCCCCACCCCGACUCGAACCCCAACACCUAUUCAAACUCCCAUUCAGACCCCCACCCAAUCUAGAACACCAGUGGCCAUCCAAAUCCAAUCCCAGAGCCGGAGUCCAACUCCUGUCCAGAUCCCAGCUGCAAUUCCAACCUCAGCCUCCACCCAGAGUCCGUUUCCUGCUCAGAUGCCAAGUAAACCUCUAGGCUUCACCCCAGGACAAAGUUCUGCAGUCCAGCUGUCAUCCACCAUCCAGGUUCUGAGUUCUGCUUCUUCUCCAGCACGUUCUCCAGUCUCCAGUCAAACCCAGAGUGCCACACAGACCUCCAGCUCUCCUUGGACCCCAGUGUCCCCGAUCCACACCCCGGCCCCCAGCAGACCCUCCACCCCUGCUCCUGCUGCUUCUCCAGCAUCCACUCCAUCUCCUUCUACUUCACAGCCGCUGAAGCCAGCUGCAGCCCAGACUCAGACCUUAAAUGUUUUGUCUACUCCGACCUUAAGUCCAUCUCACUCUCCUGCUCCCAGUGGCUCUGCAUCUCCAGUUCUCCAGUCCACCCCCACUUCAGCAAACGAGGCAAAGAAAGAGCAGGACUUGCAGAGAGAUUUAGAGAGCAAGAGACAAAAGUAUCCUGCUAACAUGUGAGGAGGGAUGUGGAGGCUGUCGGAGACAGAAUUGGAGAUUUCUACAGGAUCAGUUCAGGUUCCAUGAGCAUGCGGUCUGCGUUGGACCAUGGCGAAGGUGUAGCUCUACUGACUUAACAUCUACCCAAACUAAUCAAGGUAAAAACAAAAUGACUCUAGUACUAGAAGAACUUGAUUGGUGUCGUUCAGGUCAUCCGGGAAUGUCAGGUAGAACCAAGUCAUCAGCAACACAUGCUAGAGAACCAGCAUCUUUCCCUGAACAGAUAUUUGAUAUUUCCAGAAAUGAUCUCUGCUGUUUGUAGGUGACGGGCUUUUAAUCUUUCAUAGUAGAGACUCAAAUUCUGUCAUUUGCCAAAAAUGUCUUAAAGGGAAUGUAAAUGAAGAACUGCCACACUUUAUGACACAUUUGCACAGUUAAACAUAUGAGAAGAUCAGAGAAUGCUCCAUCAGAUCAGAACAGAUCUAGCCAUAUAACAUCACAAUUACAGAUGAGAUUACACACAAGCUGUCUGAACCGCUCUCUCUAGCCAGUGCAGAAGCUGGAGAGUCACCAUCACACCAUAUGCCAUUGACCAUCCGUCACAGGGUUACAAAUACGACAAAUCUUAUUGCACUUCCAUCUAGAGUCUAAUGUAAUGUGUCCUGGCUGCCCUGGGGGACCAAACAAAGUAUGUUCUGGGGAGUAGGGAAAUAUUUUCAGCACAGGGAACUUGUGUUGAUUUGGGGAAGCGUUUACACCACACUGCCUUCAAAUAAAAAUCAAAAGCUUUUGA
Molecule: messenger RNA, 2876 nt
Organism: Danio rerio (zebrafish)
Lineage: Eukaryota; Metazoa; Chordata; Actinopteri; Cypriniformes; Danionidae
Source: RefSeq, a predicted model, not a curated record